GUGCCAUAGGCCUCUCUUGUUUCGCUCCUUCAUAGCCUCGUCUGCUUCUUGGUCAUUACAACUCUGCUGCUCGAUAAGUUCGAGCCUUCACAUUGCUGUCCUUCGGGGUAGUAUACAGCGGUCACUUAUAUCUAGUAGCCUGGCGGCGCCACAAUAUCUACUCUGAAUCAUGCAUCCUCCUGACAAUGCCCAGUUCCAGCGAGCUAUCAACCAGAUAGAGGAAAAGGCUCGCACGUCCGACAUAGACUUCACGCAGCAGCAGAUCGAUGGACAGACCGUCGACACACAGGAACGGGUCAUGAAGGAGGUUCUACAUCCACACACGAAUAUCCCAACGGACGACCAGUUCUUCUCAGACCAGGAUCGGUCAAAACCUGAUCUCGCCUACUUGAAGAAUCACCUCUAUCGUGAAGGUCGUCUCAGCGAGGGGCACGCUCUGUAUCUCAUCGAGAAAGGCACACAACUUCUGAAGGAGGAGCCCAAUCUCUUGACCGUCGAUGCACCCGUAACAGUCGUCGGGGAUAUACAUGGACAAUAUUACGACCUGAUGAAACUGUUUGAGAUUGGUGGCGACCCAGCUUCGACGAGAUAUCUCUUUCUGGGCGACUAUGUCGACAGAGGAUACUUCUCCAUCGAAUGUGUGUUUUAUCUCUGGGCACUGAAGAUCUGGUACCCAAAAACCAUGUUUCUCCUCCGGGGUAACCACGAAUGUCGCCACCUGACCGAUUACUUCACGUUCAAACUCGAAUGCAAGCGGAAGUACUCGGAGAAGAUCUACGAAGCUUGCAUGACCGCUUUCUGCGCGCUCCCCAUCGCUGCCGUCAUGAACAAACAAUUCUUCUGCAUUCACGGCGGACUCUCUCCAGAACUCAACACUCUCGAUGACAUUCGUAACCUUGACCGCUUCCGCGAACCACCUACUUCCGGUCUCAUGUGCGACUCACUCUGGUCCGACCCAGCCGAGAAUUUCGGUCAAGAAACGGGCUCCGAAUCAUUUGCGCAUAACCACGUCCGGGGAUGUUCGUACUUCUUCACAUACAAUGCCGCCUGUCAGUUCCUCGAGCGAAACCGACUGCUUUCGAUUAUCAGGGCCCAUGAGGCUCAGGAUACUGGUUAUCGCAUGUACCGUAAAGCCCGUGCGACAGGCUUCCCCUCCGUCGUCACCGUCUUCUCCGCACCGAACUACCUCGAUGUAUACAACAACAAGGCGGCCAUACUCAAGUACGACGGGAGUGUGUUUUCGAUCCGUCAGGUUAACUGCACGCCACACCCGUAUUAUCUCCCAAAUUUUAUGGAUGCGUUUACGUGGAGUUUGCCAUUCGUGGCCCAGAAGAUCACGGACAUGUUGAUCGCGGUGCUCAACACUUGCACGAAGGAGGAGCUCGAAGAGAGCUCCGACGAUGAGUCCGUCUCUGAUUCAGACACUGCCAAGGCGGCCAGGAGGAAGGUCAUACGGAACAAGAUCCUCGCUGUGGGCAGGAUGUCUAGGGUCUUCUCACUCCUACGGGAGGAGUCAGAGAAGGUCUCAGAACUGAAGAGUAUCUCCGGUUCGAGCAAGCUGCCGUAUGGAAUGCUGGCCACUGGUGCGGAGGGUAUCCACAACGCUAUCAUGACUUUCGACGACGCACGGAGAUCCGACAUCGAGAACGAACGUCUACCUCCCACACUCGUCGACGCAAACUCAGAAGAAGGCAAGGCCUACAUGUCGCAACCCAGCACACCAAUCGACGGCCACCCACCGCCACCGCUCCGACGACCAUCAGAGCCCGAAACGCCGCUCGCUCCCAAACAGAGCUAUCCCUUCCCCGUCGCUCCUCCCCUCGACACUUCCAUGUCGACAAGUUCUACUACCUCGACAGACACGUCUUCUAGCACCAGCGCGAGUUCACCCAUCUUCGGCACGGCGCCAACGUCACCCACGUCCGUAUCACCUAUCGAUACGUCGCCUGCACAGACUUCGCCCACGUCACCCGGUACACCCGUGUCGCCCGGAACUCCCAUAUCACCAGGCGGCACCACCCCGACUGGAUAUCCUCAUAGUCAUAGUCCUGCGAAUCCGUUCAGGAGGAGUCGGGCGCCCAGUUUGGGGACGACGAUGACGAGCCCGAGUACGAGGAAGAGGAGCUUGCAGAGUACGAUGAGUCUGUUGAAGGAGGCGGUCGAUGGAGAUGGGAGGUUGGAGGAGGUGGACGAGAGGUUUGAGCAGUUGGCGGAUCAUGUUGCGGGGAAGAAGGGACAGGGACAGGUGGGAGAAGGGCAAGGGCAGGGAAAGGGGAGAAGUUAGACGGUGUGGGGUCUGGUUUGGGUGUAUUUACGCGUAGGGCGAAGAUGCGAUGAAUGUAGC
Molecule: messenger RNA, 2344 nt
Organism: Stereum hirsutum FP-91666 SS1
Lineage: Eukaryota; Fungi; Basidiomycota; Agaricomycetes; Russulales; Stereaceae
Product: Metallo-dependent phosphatase
Exons: 12
Coding region: 170-2284 (704 amino acids)
Biological process (GO): calcineurin-mediated signaling; fungal-type cell wall organization
Cellular component (GO): calcineurin complex; cytoplasm
Molecular function (GO): calmodulin binding; calmodulin-dependent protein phosphatase activity
Source: RefSeq, a predicted model, not a curated record